Molecule: messenger RNA, 468 nt
Organism: Clavispora lusitaniae ATCC 42720
Lineage: Eukaryota; Fungi; Ascomycota; Pichiomycetes; Serinales; Metschnikowiaceae
Biological process (GO): protein modification by small protein removal
Molecular function (GO): peptidase activity
Source: RefSeq, a predicted model, not a curated record
AUGACUGAGAAUCCAAUACCCGUGCAAGUAUACGUAUAUGACCUUUCGAAUGGACUUGCAGCAGCUUACUCCCCUGUUCUUCUUGGAACACAGAUAGACGCAAUCUACCACACAUCUGUGGUGUUCAACAACAAAGAGUAUUAUAUCGAUCAAGGUAUUAAGGUGUGCGAUCGGCCAGGAUCCACUAAAUACGGUACCCCGCGGGAAAUAUUGAAUAUGGGAGAGACUUACAUCCCUCAGGAAGUUUUGGAUGACUUUCUUGACGAUCUCAGAAACCAUGAAGAUCAAAAAUACCAUGCGCUGCGGUACGAUUUGUUCGAUAACAACUGCAAUCACUUCACCGAUGUCCUUCUUGAUUUCUUGGUGGGGAAAAACUUGGAGGACCGGAUUCUAAGCCUCCCACAAAAGGUAUUAAAUACUCCAAAUGGGCAAAUGCUAAAGACUCUCUUAGCAGGCAAGAUGCUAUAA